CCCCCCAAAAUGAAAGUAAAGACAUUUGAAAAGGUGAUUUAAGGUAUGGACAUUUGAAAAAGUGUCCCAUCAAAUCAGUAAACCUCAAGAUAAGGGUUAAAUAGAUUAAUCCUAAAUACUUAUUUUUUAAACCAGGAGGAUUUCAUCUUAAUAGAAAAACAACUUUUAUUCACUAUGUAUUUUCUGAAAUUAAAAGAGAGAGACAAGAGUAGACUUAAAAGAAAAUAAAUGAAGAUGGUUAGUAAAGAAGCAAUGUCAACUCUUUUCUGAUGAGGAUAAUUCAGUGAUGUUAAAUCCUUUCCAAAUCUCUGGUUGUGGUCCUAAAGACAAGACUCUUUUUUGAUGGGACUGAUACUAAGGGAAGUAGGACCUUUUGUGUAUCCAACUCACAGUUGUAGAAGUUGCAAUCAUUGGCAUGAGUGGCUUAAAAGAGGAAAUAAAGAAGUUUUCAAUUAAAUCCAAAAGUACAGUCAUUUUUUUACUGCUGUGAUUUUAAAAGCCUCUUCAUAACCACUGAAAAAAAUUAACAACUAUUUUAAAAUAUUAAAGAAAGGCAGAUGUCUGCAAACAAUUCCCCUCCAUCAGCCCAGAAGUCUGUAUUACCUGCAACUCUUCCUGCUGUGCUUCCAGCUCCUUCUCCGUGUUCAAGUCCUAAAACAGGACUCUCUGCCCGACUCUCUAAUGGAAGUUUCAGUGCGCCAUCACUCACCAACUCCAGAGGCUCAGAGCAUACAAUUUCAUUUCUGCUGCAAAUUGGCCUUACACGAGAGAGCGUUACCAUCGAAGCCCAGGAACUAUCUUUAUCUGCUGUCAAGGAUCUUGUGUGCUCCAUUGUUUAUCAAAAGUUUCCAGAGUGUGGAUUCUUUGGCAUGUAUGACAAAAUUCUUCUCUUUCGCCAUGACAUGAACUCAGAAAAUAUUUUGCAGCUGAUUACCUCAGCAGAUGAAAUACAUGAUGGAGACCUAGUAGAAGUUGUUCUUUCAGCUUUGGCCACAGUAGAAGACUUUCAGAUUCGUCCACAUACUCUCUACGUACAUUCUUAUAAAGCUCCCACUUUUUGUGAUUAUUGUGGUGAGAUGCUCUGGGGAUUGGUACGUCAAGGACUGAAAUGUGAAGGCUGUGGAUUAAAUUAUCAUAAACGAUGUGCCUUCAAGAUUCCAAAUAAUUGUAGUGGAGUAAGAAAGAGACGUCUGUCAAAUGUAUCUCUGCCAGGACCUGGCCUCUCAGUUCCAAGACUCCUACAGACUGAAUAUGUGGCCCUUCCCACAGAAGAGUCACAUGUUCACCAAGAACCAAGUAAGAGAAUUCCUUCUUGGAGUGGUCGCCCAAUCUGGAUGGAAAAGAUGGUAAUGUGCAGAGUAAAAGUUCCACACACAUUUGCUGUUCACUCUUACACCCGUCCCACAAUAUGUCAGUACUGCAAGCGGUUACUGAAAGGCCUCUUUCGCCAAGGAAUGCAGUGUAAAGAUUGUAAAUUCAAUUGCCAUAAACGCUGUGCAUCAAAAGUACCAAGAGACUGCCUUGGAGAGGUUAUUUUCAAUGGAGAACCUUCCAGUCUGGGAGCAGAUACAGAUAUACCAAUGGAUACUGAUAGCAGUGACAUGAACAGUGAUGGUAGCCGGGGCUUGGAUGACAUAGAAGAACCAUCUCCUCCAGAAGAUAAAAUGUUCUUCUUGGAUCCAUCCGAUCUUGAUGUGGAAAGAGAUGAGGAGGCUGUGAAAACAAUCAGUCCAUCAACAAGCAGUAAUAUUCCGCUAAUGAGGGUUGUACAGUCCAUCAAGCACACAAAGAGGAAGAGCAGCACGAUGGUGAAGGAAGGGUGGAUGGUCCAUUACAGCAGCAGGGACACCCUGAGAAAGAGGCAUUACUGGAGACUGGACAGCAAGUGUCUAACAUUGUUUCAAAAUGAAUCUGGAUCAAAGUAUUAUAAGGAAAUUCCACUUUCAGAAAUUCUCCGCAUAUCUUCACCACAAGAUUUCACAAACAUUUCACAAGGCAGCAACCCACACUGUUUUGAAAUCAUCACUGAUACUAUGGUAUACUUUGUUGGGGAGAACAAUGGGGACAGCUCCCACAAUCCUGUUCUUGCUGCCACUGGAGUUGGAGUUGAUGUAGCACAGAGCUGGGAAAAAGCAAUUCGCCAAGCUCUCAUGCCUGUUACCCCUCAAGCAAGUGUUUGCACUUCUCCAGGGCAAGGGAAAGAUCACAAAGAUUUGUCUACUAGUAUCUCUGUAUCUAAUUGUCAGAUCCAGGAAAAUGUGGACAUUAGCACAGUUUACCAGAUCUUUGCUGAUGAGGUGCUUGGUUCAGGCCAGUUUGGUAUCGUCUAUGGAGGAAAACAUAGAAAGACUGGAAGGGAUGUGGCUAUUAAAGUAAUUGAUAAGAUGAGAUUCCCCACAAAACAGGAAAGUCAACUCCGUAAUGAAGUGGCUAUUUUACAGAAUUUGCACCAUCCUGGGAUUGUAAACCUGGAAUGUAUGUUUGAAACUCCAGAACGAGUUUUUGUAGUAAUGGAAAAGCUGCAUGGAGAUAUGUUGGAAAUGAUUCUAUCCAGUGAGAAAAGUCGACUUCCAGAACGAAUUACUAAAUUCAUGGUCACACAGAUCCUUGUUGCCUUGAGAAAUCUACAUUUUAAGAAUAUUGUGCACUGUGAUUUAAAGCCAGAAAAUGUGCUGCUUGCAUCCGCAGAGCCAUUUCCUCAGGUGAAGCUGUGUGACUUCGGUUUUGCACGCAUCAUUGGUGAAAAGUCAUUCAGGAGAUCUGUGGUAGGAACUCCAGCAUACUUAGCCCCUGAAGUUCUCAGGAGCAAAGGUUACAACCGUUCUCUAGAUAUGUGGUCAGUGGGAGUUAUCGUCUAUGUGAGCCUCAGUGGUACAUUUCCUUUCAAUGAAGAUGAAGAUAUAAAUGACCAAAUCCAAAAUGCUGCAUUUAUGUAUCCACCAAAUCCCUGGAGAGAAAUUUCUGGUGAAGCAAUUGAUUUGAUAAACAACCUACUUCAAGUGAAGAUGAGAAAACGUUACAGUGUGGACAAAUCUCUCAGUCAUCCCUGGCUGCAGGACUAUCAGACUUGGCUUGACCUUAGAGAAUUUGAAACUCGCAUCGGUGAACGUUACAUUACACAUGAAAGUGACGACGCCCGCUGGGAAAUACAUGCAUAUACCCACAAUCUUGUGUACCCAAAGCACUUCAUUAUGGCUCCCAACCCAGAUGAUAUGGAAGAAGAUCCUUAAUUAUCAAUGAGCUAACUUCAAUAAGGAAGAAUUUCAUUUUAUGGACUGAUAUUUUGCUGCACAACUGUUGUUUGUAGGUUGUCAUCUGCAAGGGUGCAAAGACAUGGGGAAUAUGAUAAGGAAUCAGUGACACCAGUACUGUAGUUCAUAAUGAGUAGGUACAAGAGGGGAAACUGAGUAAUAAAAAUAUACAGUGGAACCAAGAUGAAGCUUUUCAUAGCAUAGCAAUGACUGGUUUUUGUAUUUUUUCCUAAUCCUUCACUUUAGUACUAUAGUAGCAUUUAAUUUAUCUUCCCUUUCCUGUUCCAUUAUUUUUUAAAAAGGAGAAAAAGGAAAGCUUAGAGUCCAGCCAUUGCAAAUCUUGAUCAAAUCAUGUAAGAGUUCUAACCAGGUGUGCAUUUAAGAGAUAACUGAGGAGGGGCCACCAGCGCAAGGGUUCCUGUGAGGACUCUAAACAUCUGUUUAACCACAGACCCACGAGGGGUUUUUCCUAGGAGCCUAGAAAUGUUUCCUAGAUGCUAGGCUGUUUUACAUUUUUUUUCUUUUUUU
Molecule: messenger RNA, 3779 nt
Organism: Odobenus rosmarus divergens (Pacific walrus)
Lineage: Eukaryota; Metazoa; Chordata; Mammalia; Carnivora; Odobenidae
Gene: PRKD3
Product: protein kinase D3
Exons: 18
Coding region: 558-3230 (890 amino acids)
Biological process (GO): protein phosphorylation
Molecular function (GO): protein serine/threonine kinase activity; ATP binding
Source: RefSeq, a predicted model, not a curated record